Messenger RNA from Patiria miniata (bat star), 3138 nucleotides. RefSeq lists its product as uncharacterized. NCBI's taxonomy places the organism in Eukaryota, Metazoa, Echinodermata, Asteroidea, Valvatida, Asterinidae. Gene Ontology annotation, biological process: proteolysis. Gene Ontology annotation, molecular function: serine-type endopeptidase activity; protein binding. The record is from RefSeq and is a predicted model, not a curated record. The transcript has 13 exons. The coding region runs from base 1 to 2817 and encodes 938 amino acids.
AUGGACGCAAGCUUUCCACACGGUCACCAGGAGACAUUGGGCACAAGGAAUGCCUGUGUGACCAGCGAAAGUACGGAUUCCGAAAGUGACCAGCGCCAAAGCCAGAAAGAAACACGGCUCGAGGUCCCAGCGGGGUUGACGGAUAGCGCGCCACCAAGAGACGAUAGUCAGACACGAGAGACGAAGUCUUCAAGGAGGGGAGUGAUAUACCUUGCUGUAGUGGUUUUGGUUCUUGGUGCUGUUCUGUUGAUAGCUGGGCUGGCUGUUUUUCUGGUGUUCAACUUCACAGCAUCCGAUCGAGCCCAGGCCAACCGAGUUACCACAGACUUCAACAUUACAGACCUAACUACCGUUUUACCAAAUGCAACCUUGUAUCAGCCAAACAGCAGCUCCGCUACAAGCUUCGGUCUACAAACACCACCAGCGCUGCCGUCAGCUGAUCCUUCAGCUGAUGCAACAACAUCUCACCAAGUUUCACCAUCAGCACAGCCAACUGAUGUGUCCACUCACCAAGUUUCACCAUCAGCACAGUCAACUGAUCUGGCCACUCACCAAGUUUCACCAUCAGCACAGCCAACCGAUUUGUCCACUCACCAAGUUUCACCAUCAGCACAGCCAAGUGAUUUGUCCACUCACCAAGUUUCAACAUCAGCACAGCCAACUGAUUUGUCCACUCACCAACAUUCACCAUCAGCACAGCCAACUGAUUUGUCCACCAACUCAAUGAGCGAAUUUACCACAUAUCUACGCACUACUACAUCAAAUCUACAUCCAGUUGGUUCAACCAUUGGAGCAUCAACAAAUCCACUUAAUCAUCCACAAAUUACACACGAUCCACCAGAGGCAACAACUGCAAUAUCCACUACAUCUCUGAUACAAACAGAGACUUGCACUCAUACCGAGUUUUCCUGCCUGUUGGAUGGUCUGUGUAUCCCAACCAUUAAUGUGUGUGAUGACGUCCAAAAUUGUAAUGAUGAAUCUGAUGAAAAUAACUGUUACAAUGGCCCAGUCUGUCAAGGUAGGCACUUCACGUUCAGCUUAGACUUGGACGAAGUCGUCACAAUUACGUCUCCCCGGUUCCCUGCCAGCUACACCCUCUACGAGGAAUGCCACUGGUUUCUCACCAGACCGCCGGGUACCAGCUUCAUCAUCGACAUCAUUCAUUUCGAUGUACCAAUUCCAGAUGCUGUGGCAAUUUACGAGAUUGAGAGUGGCUUCAGACGACUGGUGAUCACGAUGCAUGAGAGUUUGGGUCAGGGGUUGAAAAUGGCAUUCGAGAGUCAAGAUCUUGAGGUUUUGUUCGUGAGCAGUUAUAACACCCACGGCACUGGUUUCAACUUUAGUGUGCGUGCUGUUCAUAAUGACGAAUAUAUCAUAUGUGACGUUCCUCCAUAUGUGUAUGGAGUUGAAGAUGUUUGUAAUGAUUUUUCUGAUUGUCCCGAUGACACGGACGAGAAGGAGUGUGAAUGUGACGAGAAUGAAUUUCGCUGCAAUAGUGGGGUUUGUGUCAAUGGUGGAAUCGAUGUACCAUGCAGCGGAUCUGCCCAAUGUAGAGACUUCUCGGAUGAAGGUCUUGAAUGCCACGAAAUCUAUUGCGUUGACAUCCACCAUUCGGCCUGCGCGGUUAUUUUGCCGUACAACCGGACCUUCUAUCCAAAUGACCGUGCCGACUCCUUGGAAGAUGCUUACACUAAACUCUCCGCCUUGGAGAAACAGUUAUCAUCAAACUGCGCUGCUUCAAUUAGACUGGCAGCCUGCAUACUACUGUUUCCAGAAUGUCCCCGCUUCAAGCCAACGCAGACCGUGUGCAGACGCUUCUGUGAUACGAAUCUUUCCACCUGUUUAGCUUCAGUUGUGAAUGCUGAUUGGUUGUCAUGUGAUAUGUUACCUGAUGUGGAGAUGCGUGCUGGUAGUACUUGCAUGUACGAUGAAGACGACUUGUUGCAUACUGGAAUCUGUGGAACCAGACAGACCAAUCCCCUCUCGCGAAUCGUUGGGGGCGUGGCCAGUGACAUAACAACCUGGCCGUGGAUUGGCUCGCUUCGUGAUGAAUAUUCAGAGCACAGAUGUGGGGCGACUUUGAUAACCAAUCAAUGGGCCGCUACAGCUGCGCAUUGUGUAGGUUUCUUCGAUCGUAUCGUGCUGGGUUCAACAGAUCUGCACGGGACUCCAGCAACUCGCCGAGAAAUCAUAAUAGACAAGGUUAUCGCUCACCCCUUCUACGAUGCAGUAAACCUGGACAACGACAUAGCGCUUAUCAAGUUGCGAGCUCGUGUCGAAUUCAGUGAUGACAUACGACCAGCCUGUCUCAACACUGUGCAAAAUGAAACCUAUCUCUUUGAUAACUGCUACGUUGCUGGGUGGGGCCACACCAGCGCAGGAGGUGCUGUUUCGUUUGAUUUGCAAGAGGCCAUAUUACCUUUAGUUCCCCGCGAUAUCUGCCAGUACCAGUCUAACAGUCCUCAUCUUGUCUCGUCGAAUCAGUUGUGCGCAGGAUUCAGCGAAGGAGGCGUUGACACUUGUCAGGGUGACAGUGGGGGACCUUUGGUAUGCCUGGGCGCCGAUGAUCGAUGGAAACUGGUUGGUGUUACGAGCAGCGGGAAUGCAGCGUGCGGCGCCCCGCAGUCUCCCGGCAUCUACACCAGGGUGUCACGCUACUUGGACUUCAUCCGGCAAACCAUCGCAGCGGAUCGCACGGAUGACUGCACAGCAGGUCAGUUUCAGUGCGAAGGUCAAAUCGUCUGUGUGCCGGACUCAGUCGUGUGUGACGACAAUUGGGACUGUGCCGACGGGUCAGAUGAGCUUUACUGUAGCUGAAAUGCAGUCGACUUCCGUCAGUACGAUAUCUGCUAGAACGAAAUCCGGUUAUAACAAAGAAUUAUCUCCGGUGGACGACGGCAAAACUGCACACUUUUAAUUGGGGACAAAUUCGCUUAAGACGAACUCUGGUAGUACAAAUGUUCUGUUAUAACGAACAUAUUUGUAGUUUGAAGGACUUUUAUGAAUGGAAGAGAGACUAUACAGAAUAAUAGCAUUGUGAAAAUAAAAGUAAUUAAAGUCUAUUCAAGUCAUUUCCUUGAGGACAAAGGGCUCCAAGGUAAAAUGUUGUCAGCUGUGAUCAUUUUCUCGAAACGUUUA